Messenger RNA from Vitis riparia (riverbank grape), 576 nucleotides. RefSeq names its product calcium-dependent protein kinase 16-like. Bases 1 to 576 code for a protein of 191 amino acids. The transcript is spliced from 2 exons. The record is from RefSeq and is a predicted model, not a curated record. Gene Ontology annotation, molecular function: calcium ion binding. NCBI's taxonomy places the organism in Eukaryota, Viridiplantae, Streptophyta, Magnoliopsida, Vitales, Vitaceae.
AUGCCUGAUAUCGUGCCUAGGUGUACGGUAAAUGUGCCCUUCACGAAAGAGCAAAUAAAGGCAAUGUUUAGAGGAUGUGAUAGGGACAGAGACGGUCGCCUGAGCAAGGAAGAGCUCAACGCAGGCUUCCAACGCCUGGAUUCACAUCUCCCAUGCUGGCGAGCCUGGUGGGCACUCCAUCGCGCUGAUGCUAAUGGAGAUGGAUUCAUCAGCGAAGGCGAGUUGGAUGAUCUCGUUAAAUAUGCUUUCAAACAAGGAUACGAAAGUGAAAGAGAGCGUAAAAACAGAAUUGUAAAGGAAAGCAUGCCUGAUAUCGUGCCUAGGUGUAGGGUAAAUGUGCCCUUCACGAAAGAGCAAAUAAAGGCAACGUUUAGAGGAUGUGAUAGGGACAGAGACGGUCGCCUGAGCAAGGAAGAGCUCAACGCAGGCUUCCAACGCCUGGGUUCACAUCUCCCAUGCUGGCGAGCCUGGUGGGCACUCCAUCGCGCUGAUGCUAAUGGAGAUGGAUACAUCGGCGAAGGCGAGUUGGAUGAUCUCGUUAAAUAUGCUUUCAAACAAGGAUACAAAGUAAAGUAG